This is a messenger RNA of Dibothriocephalus latus, 1401 nucleotides long. The record is from the annotation of a GenBank genome assembly. Lineage: Eukaryota; Metazoa; Platyhelminthes; Cestoda; Diphyllobothriidea; Diphyllobothriidae.
AUGUCGAUUCUCUUCACAAAACCCUGCGUCCCUUCGCGUGCGAGAUUUUUGGCAACAACUUCGGGCAGCUGGAAUGUUGCUGGCGUCAGUGGAUUUUCUGAUUUUGACUACACAGUGUCUAAUUUGCAUGUCGGUGGAGAGCUGGAAUUUGAAAAAUGCACUGCGUUGCCACCGGAACUUCUGGAAAAGUUUGCUGGGUUGAGACAGUGCUGUUGCAUGGGUGUCUUCCCGAAUUGCGGUAAAGCAUGGCUGACGGUCGAUAAUGAGUUUUUUAUCUGGAACUUCGAUGACGGCGAAGAUUUGGCUUUCUACGAUGGAUGGAUUCUCCCGCCACAGAUCGAAUAUCUACUCUGUCUUGCAACGUCGCAAGAACUCCUUUUACUCGGUGUUACUUAUGACUACUCCACUUCUACGGAUGACCGCGUCUGCCCAGGUGUUUUACAAGUUCUCCCAACUCCGCUUUACCGGUUGCCUUCUGAGAAUCACUACAUCACCUGCAUGGAAUGUACAAGUGAUGGCCGGCUCUUUCUGGGUGAUGCAAAAGGUGACCUCUUGGAGUUAACUUAUGAGUCAAUUCCUGGCCUUGAGCUUGGCGUUGAAUUGCCUUCUUCGGGACCCUGCAGCCUGAGGAACCAUUCUUCUUCCAGCCUCAGUUUUUUGCUUCCUAGUAUCUUCACCGUCGGCUUUCGCCCAUCAGGGGCGCUGACUCAGAUUGCCGUUGACUCUUCUCGGGGCCUUCUAUACACACUGUCCGCGAAUUCAAACCUUGCUGUGUACCAGUAUGCCGAUCCUCAUGGCAAAUCGUCUCCAGGCUCUCUGACCAAACUGGCCAGUCUGUCGGGUUCAGACCUCACGUCCCGUGUUGCCUCGGUUGUGCUGUCAAUACUUUUUCAAUCUGUUACAGGAGCUCAUGGAAUAAAAGAACACUAUCGUUAUGUCAUUUUUGAGGUAUGGGCAAUACUCUACUGUGUAAAAAUAGCUAAGACACUGGUUGCAGAGACCCGCGGAACCAUGAUAAUUGCCGCCGCAGUCCCGAAACCGACUGGGACCGGUUCCACCGCCUCAACCGGCGCUUCUACCGGCGACCAGUCAUUCUUCGGAUCACAACCCCUAACUGCUGCCCAGGAGGCACAAGCUGCUCCAGACGGACAGGAUCUCGUUCUUUCCAUCGUUUCUCCGGACACGUACCCCUGGUCGACAAGUUUGACCGAGGCCUAUGCUACUUCUAUGCCUAUUUUGUCACCUUGGGCCAUUACGGUCCUGUCCUGUGACGACGACUCUGCCUCCUGCUCAACACCCUCCCUGCCUCCGGAGGUCACAUCAGGUGUGAGCAAAUCGAGCUUUAACCGCCGCGGCAUCGAUCUCCCUCAUGAAACGUCUUCUUUGUCACCCGAGGAGUGA